AUGCGAACUGGCGGUUUGUUGCAAAUAUUCAAAGAUUUUUCGAAUUGGUCGACUGUGGCUGUGGUUCCACAUAUUGCAAAUGCCACGCAUAAGGUGGGUUUUGAUCUACUCGGGAGUAGCUAUCAGUGGAGCGCGCUUGCUUGUUUGGGUGAAGACAUUUCAGAGGCGCGAAGUUUUUAUCGAAAUCCGGGCUGCUUUCAAACAUGUUCGCGUGGCCGACUGGUUAUAAGCAUUGCCUUUGAAGUUGCCCACCUCGUUUUGCUCAAGUUCGCUUCCUCAUCGGAACUUUUUUUGUAAUUCAGUUUUUUUCUAACCUUCCCAUUAAACAUGCCUCUGGGCAAAAAAUAAAUUACAACUUCCCAAAAGUCCUGUUUUCGGUCUAUCUACACCAUUCCUUUUUGGCGUAUUGGUGACAUAUGUACAAAAAGAAGAUGGACAGAUAGAAGAAAUAGGAAAAGGGAAAGAAGGAAAGGGGGACAGCUGGGAAAAAAGAAGAAGAAGAAAAUAGGAAAACGGAAAAUAAGAGCGAAGAGAGAAGGGGGUUUUGGAUGUGUGCCAGAAAAUAUAUAGGGGUUGUUUUGAUCUACUUAGUUAGAGUUAGAUGAGCAGGAUUUGAAAAACUACAAAAAUUACUGUAGGCUCACGGAAAGCAUACUGUAUCUAGUAAUACAUCGCAUUAUGAGGAUUACUGUAACUAGAAUUGCAAUUAUUUUUGUUUGAUGAACUUGAAGAACUACUCUAAGGUAUCUCAAACUGCAAAAGAUACUGUUUGAGCUGCAAAGGGUACUGUAACAUAAUUAUUACUAACUGCAAGGAUUACGGUACCUCAAACUGCAAGAGUUACUGUAGCAUCAGAGUUGAAACUUCUAGAACUGCAAAAUAUACUGUUCCUCACACAGAUUACUGUAGCCUCGGAAUUACAGUUUCUAGAACUGCUAGGUAUACGAUUCCUCAAAUUGUCGAACUGCAAGGCUUACUGUACUUUGAAUUGAAUAAAUUACCGUACUAUUUCAAGCUACAAGGGGUACUGUAUUUCAAAACACUUCGAAUUGCUAACAUUGAAUUGCUAACAUUGGCUCAUGAAUUUUUCGGACUGAAAGGGUUACUGUAAUUCGAAUUUGAAAAAAUUACGGUACUACUUCCAGACUGCAAGGAUUACUGUGCCUAGAAAAAUUGUAACUUCAAAUUUUAUUAAAAAUAUGUAUAUCAGAAAAUCUACGAGUUUUUCAAAAAUUUCCAAUUUUUUUCAGAUCUCGCGAGCAUUUUGGAUCAUCGUCUUCCUUUUUGUUUUGGGAAUGUUCAUCUACGAACUCUACAUUGUUAUCUCAAAAUUCUUCUCAUAUCCAGCAACUGUGAAUACGGAAAUAUUUUUCGAAAAAUUGGCAUUUCCAGUUGUUUCGAUUUGUAAUAUGAAUCCAUACAAAUACAGCAAAGUUCAAUCGACUUCUGCAUUUUCGAAUUUCAAUUCUUUGAUGACCGCUUAUAAAAAUGCGAUGGCUGGAAGUUAUUCGGGAGAUUCUUAUGGAUUUUCGGUAGGUUUCUGAAGUUAGACUAACUUAUGUUUUCAAAAAUCUUUAGGAAACCUCCGGCCAAUCAUACGAUCUCGAUGCUCGUGCCUACGAUGCUCAAAUCCUCGAAGCCUAUCAAAUCUCAGAUGCUCAAAAAGAGCCCGCUCUCUAUACAUUUGCAGAUUUGGUACAAGAUUGCACAUUUGCUGGCUCGCCUUGUUCUUCAAGUGAUUUUACACGGUAUAUCGAUCCGGUUUAUGGCGCGUGUUAUAGUUUUAAUUCGGAUAAGUCGCUGAAUUUUUCUGUUAGUCGACAAGGGAUUCAGUUUGGAUUGAAGAUGGUUAUUACUGUUGGAGUGAGUUUUGGGUUUGGAAGCUUUUUCCACAGAAUCUGAACUUUAACAUGAGCAAUGCUCGAUUUUUUUUAAGUAUCGAAAAAAAACCUUGAUUUCUGUGCGAACAUGAGCAAUAAGUGUUCCAAAAUUUGCUUUUAAUUUCAGCUUUUACUCUACCUAACAUGAGCAAUGCUCAAUUUUUAAAAAUCUAUCAAAACUCUGAAUUUUUGAUUUAACAUGAGCAAUAAUUAUUUCAAAAUUCUUUUGUCUUCGAAUUUCAGCGUUUUCUGUAUCUAACAUGAGCAAUACUCAAAAUUUCCACGAAAUUUUUUUCUGAUUAUCUAAACCAAGUAAGAUGAAAAUCAGUUUUAAAAAAUGGCCAAAAAUUAUAUGUCAAUUUUGAAACAGUAGAUUUUUCUCAGUUGAAUUUUUUAAAAGGAUUAUUUUGGUUUGGGCAUUCAAAAAUUAAAAAUUUUAAAAUUCAUUUCAGCAAACCUUGGUGAAUAACAACAAUGAUUUUCUGCCAACCACAAAACAAGCUGGAGCUCGAGUUGGAAUAUUGGCUCGCGGAGUUUUGCCUGGUUUGGAUAAUAAUGGAAUUGAUGUUGGAGUUGGAUCGGAUACGGCUAUUUCGAUUAGUUAUGUGAGUUUGGGAAAUGGAUUUAAAGAUUCGGGCUAGAAUUUGAGAUGGACUAACUUUUUGGAUUAAAAAAAAUUAUUUUUUGAAUCUAGAGACCUGCUAAAAUUUCUUAUGAUCAGAAGUGUGUCAAGUAGCUGAUCCUAGGAAACCUGAUUGACUAGAAGCCGCGCCUUGAGAGUUACGGUUGCUAGGUACGGCGCCUUGAUAGCGUCUAUGUCAAGAAGCCGAGCCUAGAAAACAUAACUCAGGAGCAACGCCUAGAGAACCAUUCUUGAAGAAUCUGACAUUUUCAGUAAUCUUCAGAUUCUUUUCGGAAUUUUCAGAUGGCCAAAAACUUCUAUACUUUCUUAUUUCGAAAUUCCAAAGUUAGAGUAAUUAUUCCGCUCCAAGUGAAAAUAAUAUAUUACAUAUAAUUUUCAAUACUCGUUAAAAUUCCAAAGUUCUUUCCCCCUCUAUUUUCAGACCCAAAACAUUCGUGCCAAAAAACCCUAUGGAAAAUGUGUUGAUCGCGAGCCAACUUCAACCGAUUAUUAUCAAAAUUACACGUAUACUUUGGAAACUUGUUUCGAGGGUUGUAAACAGCGAGAUACUGUUAAACAUUGUAGUUGUGCAAAUCCAAGAUUUGCUCUGGGAGCCAGUGACACGGCAUGUCAGCCGAAUAAAAAUGAUUGUGAGGUUUUUUGGGGGGUGUUCUCACUUGAGAACCUCUUUUUGGCACCCUGCUAAAAGUUCCAUUUUUCCAGUGGACUGCUUACAAACCCUGAAAGGAAAUCAAACAAAUUCGGCCGAUCCAAAUAUCGAUCUUUUGACCGAAUGCAGUUGUAAUCCACCGUGCAAUGAAGACACUUAUUCCACAACUGUUUCUUUUGCCAAAUUUCCAGCCACAAAAUAUUAUGUGGCUGUCUCGGAUGAUAGUACGGUAGGGUUUUGGAAUUUUUAAUUUGAAAUAUCCAAGAAAUUUAUGACAUGUUACUAAAAAAUUUCGAAAUUGUGAGCUUGGAACAUAUACGUUUCAAAAAUAUUAUCUAUUUCUGUGAGAUUUUUGAGAUUUUGAUAUUGUUGAUUCUAUUAUUCUGCAGAAAUUAAAUAAAGAAACGUGAACAUUUUCAGAGAACCCAUGUCGUUGGGGGCGUUGCGGUCACGCGAUACGUGCUUCAUUUCCAGAACUUUAUCAAUUUUUUUCAAUUUUUCAAGCAAAUUUUCAAAAAUGAAACACACAUCGCGUGACCGCAACGCCCCCAACGACAUGGGUUUGCUGAAAAUUUUCACGUUUCUUUAUUUAUUUUGACAAUAUUUUAUCUUUCAAUCUAAUAAACCUAAAUACUCGAAAUAUUAGCUCAAAACGGGCCCAAAUAUCUGAUGAAAAUUAGAAAUAUUGAUUGGGCCUAGUCUAACUUUCCUCCUAAGCCUAAAUUAAGCUCACAAGGUUCCCAGUUUUUCAGAUUGGAAGUUGCACAACAUCCAGCAAAUUUUCGGUGAGUGUUUCCCGAACCUUCUGAAAAAAUGUUCCGAUUUGUUUUUCCAGUCUCAAACCGCUUGUCAAAAUUGGUAUUCCUCAAACGGCCUUAUUCUUCAAGUAUUCUUCGCCACUUUGAGUUACGAAGUUUACACGGAAACAUCUGGAUAUACAAUCGGAAAUAUUAUUAAUGAUUUGGGUGGACAAGCUGGAUUAUGGUUGGGGUUGUCAGUGAUUUCUUGUGUUGAGAUGACUGGAUUGCUAUUGGUUAUGUGUGGAUUUGCAGCGAAAGGUGGAAAAGUUAAGAUAAAUCCGGAUGAUGAUGAUUUUGAGGGAGAUCAUAGAAUUAAGGUUGGUUAUUUAUGUAUUUAAGAUCUGUCACUUAUAGUUUUAAUUUCAAUUUCAGGACGUUGAAGAUGUGAAAAAAGAAUUGGAUCAUAUGGAGAAAAAUCAUAAAGAUAUGGGAAUGGAUUCGGAUUUGGAUGAUGAAAUUGAAAAUGAUAAGAAAAUUCGAUGA
This is a messenger RNA of Caenorhabditis angaria, 4455 nucleotides long. Lineage: Eukaryota; Metazoa; Nematoda; Chromadorea; Rhabditida; Rhabditidae. The record is from the annotation of a GenBank genome assembly.